Messenger RNA from Lactuca virosa, 1208 nucleotides. Lineage: Eukaryota; Viridiplantae; Streptophyta; Magnoliopsida; Asterales; Asteraceae. The record is from the annotation of a GenBank genome assembly.
UACAAAUUUGCUUAUCUUUCUUUUUCGAAACCCGAAAUAUAAACAUCAAUUAUAUAUGUUCUAUAUAUCCUCUCCAAAAAACAAAAUAUACCAAUACGAGUCGUUUUCGGGUGAUAUGGGUCCGGGAGUUGUUUUGUAUUCGAUGUUCUUCGUACUUUUGCUUCUUCUCAGUCCAGAUUCAAGCUUUGGUGAGAAACCUCCAUUGGAAGCAAUCUUGCAUAACAAAGUGCGACACCUCCUUCAACAAGAUGACAUCCCCAUCAUUCAACCGACAACUCCCACCGGAACUCCAAACACAGAUUCCCCAACCACAUUUCCGCCAACCACCACCACCCCCACCGGAAACCCCACAACUUUACCACCACCAUCACCAACCGGCUUUCAACCAAACAACCCCACCCCAUUUCCAACUACUCCAACAGCCCCGAUGGGCCCGUCAAAUCCGAUGGGUCCGUCUGUCCCAACCGCCCCGACAGGCCCAUCUGGACCAACGGGCCCAACGGGUUCAUCGAGUGGAUCAUGGUGUAUUGCAAGUCCAUCGGCUUCUGAAACGUCUCUACAAGUAGCACUUGAUUAUGCUUGUGGCUAUGGAGGAGCCGACUGCUCAGCAAUUCAACCGGGUUCAAGUUGUUACAACCCGAACACAGUUCGGGAUCAUGCUUCCUAUGCUUUUAACGCGUAUUAUCAAAAGAAUCCGGCUCCAACUAGUUGCUCUUUUGGAGGAGUUGCACAGGUUACCAACACAGAUCCAAGUUCAGGAAGUUGUCGCUUCUCAGCUGCCAAAUCAACAACAGGCAUGAUGACUCCACCAACGCCUCCCAUGCCAACCCCACCCACCUCUCCCACAAUAAGUUCACCAAUCAACCCGUAUCCUACAACACCUACUCAACCGGGCGGGUUUUCUCCGGAUCAACCAGGUUACACGUCAUCAGAGCCAACAGGGGAGCCCAGCUCAGCAGCCAUGAUGGCUGCUGACUUAUUCCUUCCAUUGAUGAUAACUAUUCUACUUGUAUUUCUAAACAGAGAAAAAUGAAUAUCAACUUAAUGAAACAAGAUGGGAAUUCACUUGGCUGGAAUUCGUCACAUGUCGAAUUGAAGCGGGCCCUAUUCUUAGAUAAGAUCAUUGCCAUACUUCAUGUUUAAGAAUGGCUUUUAGUUGUAGUAGGAAAAUUAUAGAAAAUGAAAAAACAAAAGUAAUUUAUUGGGUU